Anastrepha obliqua is the source of this 440-nucleotide messenger RNA. RefSeq names its product protein CTLA-2-beta. Bases 18 to 440 code for a protein of 140 amino acids. The record is from RefSeq and is a predicted model, not a curated record. The transcript has 2 exons. NCBI's taxonomy places the organism in Eukaryota, Metazoa, Arthropoda, Insecta, Diptera, Tephritidae.
UCAAGUUCAAGAAGAGAAUGGACACCUUUCUAAAGUCAUCACACUUCAAGGUAUCACUGCUGCUCACACUCUCAAUGGCAGCAGUUGUUUGCAGCAGCGCCUAUGGUGUGAUGGAUGAUUGCAGUGAUGAGAGUUGGCAUUUGUACAAAAAUCAAUUCCAAAAGCAAUAUGGUUCAACGGUCGAGGAUGCGCGUCGACGCCUAAUAUUCUGUAAUAACAUACACAUGAUUUACGCACACAACGAGCGUUAUAAGAGAGGUGAGGUAACUUUUGGAAUGGGCGUUAAUCAGUUUGCCGAUUUGACGACUGAAGAAUUUCGUCGUUGGUUGCAUGGUGGGAGUAUUGGUGGUGGUGGUGGAGUAGUCGGCGAGAGUUUCACGAGUGCAGGGCCAUAUUCUAAAAGAAAUUAUGUUGAUGCGAAUGUUGUAUUUCUUAUUUAA